Oldenlandia corymbosa var. corymbosa is the source of this 1155-nucleotide messenger RNA. Lineage: Eukaryota; Viridiplantae; Streptophyta; Magnoliopsida; Gentianales; Rubiaceae. The record is from the annotation of a GenBank genome assembly.
CAAAUCGCAUUUCUCAUCAAUUUGACAUUUAGAUAGCGACCCUUAAGAAUACACUCCAAGAAUCUUUCUGUGGGAGAUAAAUUAAUGGAGAAAAACGAUGAUCAAUUCGAGGAGUUUUUCCAGGGAUUGCCCAAGAAUAAUGUAACCGGCUAUGUGUUAGCUCAAUACAAAGGCUUUUGGUUUGAUGCACCAUUGCUUCAAGGUACACUAACAUUCCGCCAGCACUUCCAACAGCAAGAUUCAGACAUUAUUCUCGCCACCAUGCCGAAAUCUGGCACGACCUGGCUUAAAGCCUUGGUUUUCAGCAUCGUUAACAGAAAAACGUACCCGGAUCUCAACAACCACCCUUUGCUCUUCCACAACCCUCAUCGACUUGUGCCUUUCUUUGAAAUCAAUCUAUACAAAAAUGGCCAAAUCCCUGACCAGGAUCACAUAAACGCUAUUCCUAGCCCGCGAAUUUUCGCGACCCACAUACCGUACCAGUGCCUUCCGAACACAAUCUUAGAAGCGAAUAAUAAUUCGAGUUGUCGGAUUAUUUAUCUUUGUAGAAACCCUUUGGAUGCAUUUACCGCUAUGAUGCAUUUCGUGUUACGAAAUGGUUUGCUUCCCCAAGAUGGACAUGAUCAUCAAUCGGCCAUGUCUUUGGAUGUACCUUUCAAAUCAUUUUGCGAUGGCACAUAUCAAUAUGGUCCUUUCUGGGAUCAUGUGUUGGAAUAUUGGGAAGCAAGCAUAAAAGAUCCUAUCAAAGUAAUGUUCUUGAAGUUCGAGGAUCUUAAAAAGGAUAUCAAUUCUUCUGUGAAGAAAAUUGCCGAGCACUUGGGAUGCGCUUUUUCGCCCGAAGAAGAAAACGGAGGAUUGGUUGAAGAGAUUUCAAAGCUUUGUAGCAUUGACAAUCUCAAGAACCUGGAAUGUAACCAAAAGGGUGAAACAGAAACUGUUCACAAAGCUGCUCAUAAUUCAUUCUUCAGGAAGGGAGAAGUGGGAGAUUGGGCGAAUUUUCUUACUCCUCCCAUGGCUGAACGCCUUGAACGCUUGAUGAAAGAAAAAUUUGCUGAAUCUGGCGUUACUCUGAAUAUUCAUGGCUAAAUGAGCUUUGGACCAUUAGGUCUUGCAGCUUGUUCGGAAAUAUUCCUUUGUGUCGAAAUAAUUAUCCAG